This is a messenger RNA of Knipowitschia caucasica, 555 nucleotides long. NCBI's taxonomy places the organism in Eukaryota, Metazoa, Chordata, Actinopteri, Gobiiformes, Gobiidae. The record is from the annotation of a GenBank genome assembly.
AUGAGUCCUGCAUCUUCCAGAUCAAAGUCUCGCUCUCGUUCUGCCUCAAGUAGUAGCAGUGGCUGCAGCAGUGCUUCUCGAGGACGUAGUGCCAAAAGAGACUACUGCAGGUCUUCCUCCAGCAGCAGGUCAAAAUCUCGCAGCAGCCGAUCCCGCUCUCAUCCUCGGUGCCACAGACCCUCCUCCCGGUGCCGCUGUAGGGACCACCGCAGACGCAGGGCGAGAUGCAUCUCUCCCUCCCCCAAAAGGCACUACAGAACACAUUCUCGAUCCUUCAGCCGAUCGCCCUCUGUGGACCGCCGAAGGCACUACCACUCACGGUCCAGAGCCCGCUCAAGAUCCAGGAGUUCAGAACGCUCACUUGCUCUGAGUUCAGAAGCAAAACAACAACUUCUGGAAGUUGCAAGACAAAAUGCAAUGAAGAUUCUUGGAGUGCAGAGACUAGAACUUCCUGAAAGCGUGAAGCCGACCCUGAUGUCCCAGUUCCAUGAUUCGACAGGAGCAGAAAGGAGGGUUAGACGAGAUUCAGAAAAUUCAACCUCACAAAUGACUUGA